GCAUUUGUUAGUAAACUUGUUCGACGGGCCGUAGUAAGGGCGUCAUAAACGCAGCGCCCGCGCAAACUUCGAUCGAGGCAGCAUUCAAUCGUGAAGUAGCGUGCGAAGCGGAUCGCUCAGCGGUGACGGUCGCGCGCUUUCAGUUUACGAAUUGCGACUAGUUGACAGUUCUAGUGGACUUUAGAGUUCAAGUUGAAGAGUAAAGUGAUGUCGAAGGAUAAUCAGAGGUUUAGCCGGCUGGGCGUCCUAGCGCCAGCUGCUCUGUCCGCCUGCAUGGAUGCCUCCGUGCUGGCAGUGCCGGCUGCCGGAGCUAUCGUCUCCACAGUCCUCAAGGAGCUCAGCAAGGCGUUCAUGCUGAAAAAAUGGUUCCACGGCGUAAUGUCUGCGAAAGAAGCGGAGCUGCUUAUCAUGCAGAAGGGAAAAAACGGUUCAUUCCUCGUGAGGGAGUCUCAAGCUCACCCUGGGGAGUACGUGCUAUCUGUUAGAGUGAGGGGGAGAGUCAGCCACGUCAUGAUUCGAAGACAGCACGAUAAAUACGACGUUGGCAGUGGAGAGCAGUUCGACGAUUUAGUUGGAUUAAUAGAACACUUUAGGUUGUACCCCAUGAUUGAGACCUCUGGCGACGUGCUUCGACUCCUGCAGCCGGUCAGCGGUACCCGACUCCGAGCACAUGACAUCGACCGCAAGGUGCAGGAAAUGCAGGAGAUUGAAGACUAUCAGAAGUUGGACAACAAAUGCGGCUUCGAUGGAGAGUUUCAGUCGCUGAAGAUGUUGGAAGAUCGACACGUUUUCACAAAUUUUGAGGGAACCAGACCAGAGAACGCGCCGAAGAACCGAUAUAGAAACAUUUUACCAUAUGACCAGACGCGUGUGGUGCUUCGUCGGCGAGACAAUAGGCCGGAGUCAGACUACAUUAAUGCGAGCUUUGUCAGAUCUUCACGACUCAGCGACUCCUCCUCCUCCGUACAGUCCUCCAAUGAGAGCCUGGACAGUGUUCAAUCCCUGAUACUGAACAGUGAGUCAAAGAAGGCACCACCUUUAGUUUCCAAAUCCCUGUCAGACGAAGCUUUGAGGGAAGUGAAAAAGUGUUUAAAACUCGACAAAAUUAAUGGCAACCUCUGCCGCGACGUAACAGUAAAAGACAAAACUUACAUAGCUGCUCAAGGCUGUCUCUCCAACACAAAAGAUGAUUUCUGGCGCAUGAUAUGGCAGGAAGAUGUCAGAGUUAUAGCUAUGAUCACUAAUGAAGUGGAAAAUGGCAAGAGAAAAUGUGAAAGGUAUUGGCCGUUGUCUGGACACGAGGAGAGGUUCGAUGGUCUCAUAGUCAAAGCUAUCUCAGAGACACAUUAUGAAGAGUACCUACUGCGCGAGUUCGAUGUCAGUGACGACAAGAACUGUCGAACCGUCUUCCAGUAUCAGUUCACUGCAUGGCCCGACCACGGUACACCCGGUGACCCUGAUGGAGUGCUGUCCUUUAUAGAUGACAUCAACCGGAGAAUGAUAAAAAAUUCGCAAGAAUCUGAUGCUCCAGAACAGAACAUCCUGUGUGUGCAUUGCUCUGCUGGCGUCGGCAGGACGGGCACGUUCAUAGUCUUGGACAUGCUAAUCGAUAGAAUAAAGACAUCUGGAUUCAACUGUGACAUCGAUGUGCAUUCCACUGUGAAACUGGUGAGGGCGCAGCGCAACGGUAUGGUACAGAAUAAGAUGCAGUACAGAUUCAUUUACCUGGCACUACAAGAAUACAUUGAUGGAAGAAACAUCAAAAUGAGAAAGAAGAUGCGGGUGAAUGUGAAUAUUUUAUGCGGAGCGACAGACCGUUUGACUUCCUCAACUCAAUUGGUCGAGAUACCGAUUUCAUAAGGUCUACACGUCAGAUGCGUGAAUAAAGAAACAACCAAAGUUGAAGAAUUAGUGUUAGUGAUCAUAGCUAUUUAUAAUUUAAUUAUUAGUGGAACCAUGUAUCCAGUCAGUCAUUAUAAUUCAUAUUUAAGUCUUUUAAUAAAUGUCUG
Spodoptera litura is the source of this 2009-nucleotide messenger RNA. Its product is annotated as tyrosine-protein phosphatase non-receptor type 11. NCBI's taxonomy places the organism in Eukaryota, Metazoa, Arthropoda, Insecta, Lepidoptera, Noctuidae. Gene Ontology annotation, cellular component: cytoplasm. Gene Ontology annotation, molecular function: non-membrane spanning protein tyrosine phosphatase activity; phosphotyrosine residue binding. Gene Ontology annotation, biological process: cell differentiation; peptidyl-tyrosine dephosphorylation; intracellular signal transduction. The record is from RefSeq and is a predicted model, not a curated record.